Moesziomyces antarcticus is the source of this 937-nucleotide messenger RNA. RefSeq lists its product as uncharacterized. The transcript has a single exon. NCBI's taxonomy places the organism in Eukaryota, Fungi, Basidiomycota, Ustilaginomycetes, Ustilaginales, Ustilaginaceae. The record is from RefSeq and is a predicted model, not a curated record. The annotation marks the transcript as partial.
AUGACCGGCCCCAACACCUACAUCCUCUACCACAACCAGACUCCCAUCGCAAAACAUCGAGGCGCUCCACAACCUUCUGGCGGCCUCGUCCAGCCUUCGGAUCGCGAUGACCAGUCCAUGGCGAUGUCUACGCCCGUCGUGCCUGCUUCGUCACGCCGAGACAGGUCCUCUUCUGCCGCGUCGAGCGACCGCGCAUCACUCUACUCCCGCAUGUCUGGACGUCCUGCAGACGACACCUCCAUGCAAGUCGCUAACGAUGACGACGACGAGAACCACAUCGCUGCGGAUCCAAGCACACAUGCUGCAGGAGCUCCCCUCAGCGAUGCAGACGACCAGAGCCACGCUGGACUUAUGGCGCAUGACGAUGCUGGAUUCGAUUCCGACUCGGAUCAAGGCGACCUUGACGCCAUGCAAGCUCACAACACCUCUACAAUGCUGCCACACGAGGAAGCCGACGGGGAAGACGAGAGCAUCGGCGUAAGCGGCGACAUCUCGUCCAUGAGCGACGUCUCGCGCAGCUUUGCCGACGAAUCGGCUGCAGAUGUGCACGCCGACAUCACCCGUGCGCCCAGCGAGCAAGAUCUCGCUGUCGACACUUCAGCCAGCUCAGAGGAACUUUCGGACGUCAAUGCAGACCAUGCUGGAGAUGAUCAAGAUGACCCCUCCAUGGUCGAGGAUGCAGAGACCAGCAUCGUGGCAGCCGACAUGAGCGUCGCCAUCGAGGAGGACGACGAUGCGGGUCCGGCAGGAACCUCCCUCGACGAGCAAGACGUCAGCAUCGCAGCUCCUAACCUGAGUACCUCCGUCGAGGAAGCGGUCGAUGUCCAGUCUGCCGAGCGGUCUCAAGACGAACAAAGAGCCAAUGCUGAUGCCUCGCAGAGCAUCGACCGAGACGCCUCGGCAGACGGCAAUGUCGAUGCUUUGGCAGACGCCAGCA